Messenger RNA from Gekko japonicus, 663 nucleotides. RefSeq names its product ras-related protein Rab-39B-like. The record is from RefSeq and is a predicted model, not a curated record. Bases 1 to 663 code for a protein of 220 amino acids. The transcript is spliced from 3 exons. Gene Ontology annotation, molecular function: GTP binding; GTPase activity. NCBI's taxonomy places the organism in Eukaryota, Metazoa, Chordata, Lepidosauria, Squamata, Gekkonidae. Gene Ontology annotation, cellular component: Golgi membrane.
AUGGAUGCAUCCCUUGACAUGGAGGCUGCCCCCAUGAGGGCUCCAGCAUGCAACCUGGAUGGGAACUGGCACUACCAAUUCCGCAUCAUUCUGCUGGGCGAUUCCACUGUGGGUAAAACCUCUCUGUUGAGGAGCUACACUGAGAGGGGCUUCCUACCGGAUCCGUGCCCCACUGUGGGCGUGGAGUUCUACAGCAAGAUUAUGGAGCUACCACCAGGCAUCAAGGUGAAGCUACAGCUGUGGGACACAGCUGGUCAAGAAAGGUUCAGAUCCAUCACCAGGUCUUUCUAUCGGAAUGCGGUGGGGGUGUUCUUGGUCUUUGAUAUGACCAAUCGUAGAUCCUUUGAGAACAUCUUUGAGUGGCACAAUGAAGUGACUACUGCCCAGAUAAUGGAGAAAGUAAUUUUCCUCCUAAUUGGACACAAAAGUGACCUUCAGUCAGAGUACAGAGUCUCCAUUGAGGAAGCUGAAGGGAUGGCCACUUGUCUGGGAACCCGCUUCAUUGGAACCUCGGCAAAGGAGAACAUGAAUGUGGAUUUGGCUUUUGAUACCAUGACCAAUGCCAUUUAUGAGGCUCUGAGAAACAAAGAAAUUGACCUGCAAGAAGGAUGGGACGGCAUCAAGAGUGGCUUGACAUCACUUCUGGGUUUCUCCCAGAACUAA